CCUAGUGACAAUUGGAAAUGGAGUGUCAGACGUGUCCAUAACAAAUACAUGCAAAAUUUAGAUUUUUAUUUUCCGUAAUUCCUGUUAUGCUAUCUGCUGCACGAUAGUUCUUUAUUAGUUUUCGAUUAUGUUGGCUUUUCAAAAUCACCCAUUGCCACAAUAUACAAGUCUUAAUUAUGGAUGAGGAACAAAGCGAUCAUGAACUGGAGGGACGGAUGUAUGCUAUGAUUCAUCAUGUAGACCACUCGCUAGCAAACGUUCCUCAAACAAAUGAUGUCGACGGUAAAAUUCCAGUUCAUGUCGACAUUACUGCACGAACUACCAACACAGUUCGUCGUUACUGGCACUCAGAUACAGACCAGAACACUUCCUAUCGAAAAAACAACGCUACAUCCCUUAACAAUGCAAACAACACUGACAAAAAUAAUCAAAAAUCAAUAGAAAACUCUCAACCGAAAACCAAAUCACAGGAUGUAAAUCAGCCUAAAUCUGGAACGACUCAAUCAAAAUCGAGUAUGAUACCGAGUAACCAGAAUAUUUCAGUUACAAAAGAGGAGAAAAACAAUCUACCAACAUCAGAUUUAUCAAUGUUUCAGCAUCCUGUUCCAAACAAUCUUACUAAAACCAUUGAAAUAUUAGAAAAUGAUGAUUGUAAACCUGUUGAGCUUCAAUCAAGCGAUGAGGAUGAGGUUAUUGAAAUAGAACUGCCACCAAAACCCACAAUUACUAUUGAGAGUUCAGAUGAAGAUGAUGUUAAAGUUUCUUUUGAAUCACCUCAGAAAGAAAACAGGCCUAACAAUUUGUCAGAAAAAGUUGUUACAGAUAGAGGUGUGUCUGCUAGCCCUGUACCGUCAAUUGUCUCAUCUGUCUCUGAUGAGUUUAUACGUAGUGAUUGUAUUGCAUUAAAUAUAUCAUCCCGAAAUGCAAAUAAUCAGAGUUUUGAUUUUAGCCUACAUGGCUCUGACUUACUUGACCAAACACCAUCGAAGAAAAAAAAGAGAAAGAGAAACAAAGAUAGUGCCACCUCAACACCUAUUGCUGAUCAAUCAACCAUUACACCGAAUAAAAAUUCAUUAGAAAGUUGCUUCGCAACUCCAAAAAGUAAAGCCAAGAAAAAGAAGAAAUCCAAAGGAGAUAAACAGUCAAGCAAAAUUAUUCCAAUGGCAGAUCUAUGUGAUUCAGACAGCAAUCAAUCCAAUCAAAAUUCAUAUCUGGUAACGGAAAAGAGUUUACCUAGCAUUGAUGUUUAUGAAUCAGACUCAAAUCAAUCUGAACAGAAUGAAACGGGAAAGCCUAAUCAAAAAAUAUUGCACAAGGAAAUUGACACUUCAGACAGCAGUGCUGCGAAAAAAUCUGAUGAGUCCUGUACUUUAUCAAUACCUACAUAUGAUUCUGUUAUUGAUCUGACAGAAGCUGAACCUGUUAUAAAUGAAAGCAUUGUUAUGGCUAAUGUUAUGGGAUUCCCUGAUAAUGAUACAAUUGAUGUUAUUGAUGAUCAUAACAAACUGGGAUCAACAAAGAUACCUUCAAUAUUAUGUGAAGAUCUUGACUUUGAUAAUUUGAAGGGUAAAAAUAAUGUUAAUAAACAUCAUAGAUUCUCUUUGACAACACUCAGACAAGAAAUGGAGAAAUUUUACAAUGAGAGUUGGGGUGGAGAGAACUUUAACCAUAGGGAAAUACAGAAGAAUAUGUCACGUGACAAAAGCCUAUGGGUUAUUGACCCCAAGGACCGAAUGCCAGCUAUGGGGAAAAGGAAAACGACAUGCAACUAUUGUAACCGGGUUGGUCAUCGCGACGACACUUGCAGGUUGCGGCCUCCUGUGUGCUACAUGUGUGGGUCAGCUGGACACUAUGAAACAAGAUGCCCUCGGAAGAUUUGUGUUAAUUGCGGCUCGCCGAAUCACGUGUACUCGAAUAUGUGCCGCAACUGUUCCAAUUGGAACUACGUAAAGUGUUGCGAGUGCGGCCAAGUAGGACACCCGGCCAGCCACUGCCCUGACUUCUGGAGACGAUAUCACAACACGAUCGACUCGAACAUGCCACUUGAAGAAAAUCAUUUCAACAAAAAGCAUUACCAAAUGUACUGCAGCGGAUGCACCCGUCGCGGACAUCUCGUCCACAUGUGUCGAGUUUCGUUACCAUUUUCUGGUCUUCCUAUAAAUACACCGUAUGUGCACAAUUACCGACCAGUAUACCCUCCAACUGCGUCAGAGAAUAUCGAUCCCAAUAAACAAUCUGAUGACAGCACUCAGCAAAAUAAUUUAUCUUCAACUCCACGAACUGAGCGUCAAAAAAGGCAGUCGAAAUCUCCCGUCGUUCACGACAGCCACCUUAAUAAAAAAAGGAAGAACAGUUUUGCUGAAUCAAAUGAAGCUACAAGAUGUACAAAGAGCCCUUUGAAUAAAUCCUUGAAAAAUAACAAAGACCAGAUUCAGAAAACUCAUGAGAACGAUAUUGAAACAACCAAUCAAACAGAAGAAGAGAAACUCACAGUAAGUGCUGGCACUGAUCAUGACAAAGCACCUGAUUUUAUACCUAUAUUUUCAGCGAAUCACGACAAGAGAGGACAAGUUAUUCAAGACAAUGAAGUAUCUGAUACAAGUGAGGUUAUUACCUCAUCAAGAAUUUAUUUAGCUAAAGAUGUCAAGGAGGCUUUAACUACCGAUGAUGGUAAAAUGUGGCUGGAGGAAGCUGCUGUCAGAAAUAACAUAACUGUUGAAAAUAAUUCAGAUGAUAAUCUGUUUAUAAGUGUGAAAGGCACAGUAGGGAACCAAGAAGCUUUUCAAUCCGAAUUAAAAGAAUGGAGAGAUGUAAAUAAUAAAAAGGAAAAGAAUCAAUCCCUAUUUGAUACACCUACUAAUAAGCAACCAGACCUUUGUAAUGGUAUACCAAAAAACAGAAAUGAAUUAUUACGAAAGUUAACUAAAGCUUUAGAUUCACUUAAAAAUGAUAUAGGUGAUCCAAAUUUCUUAUACAAAGAGUUGCUGUACCAUCAGAAAAAGCACAAAGAUAUUUUAAAAAUGAAAGUCAUCAGUACUAAGCAGUUGGCGAAUAAUCGAAUUAAUAUAAAUGGAAUGCUUAGAAGGCUUAAUAUGAUAUUACUUGGUCAAGCUGGUCUGGCCGAUGGUGCUGAACAUUUGCACGAACUCCAUUUAUUACAAGAUAAACUUACAAACCUAAGAAAUAAAAAUGUGUCUAAGACUAUGCGUGACGAAAUAGGUGAACACUUUCACUGUAUAUUUACGGCCAUACCGAGAAAUGACUAUGCAGAUCUCCUUAACAAAUACUAUAUUAGUAAAUAUGGUUCAACAAUGUAUACGAAACAAAAUGAUCCUGUCAAAAUGAGCCCAAAGUUGAAAAAUAAAUCUGUUAAUUUGAAACGGAAAUUCCGAUUGGACGUUACCGCCGAAGUCAACUCUAAUUGUAAACCGUUGAAAGUACAGAAAGAAUUGAAAAAGUUGGACUCCUUUCGCCAAAGGUUACUUCAAACGAAAACAAGUGAUGCCGCCUUAAGAAAAAAACGGUUGAUGUUGAUGAAAAAACUUAUAGGAUGCAUGUCUGUACUGGAUCAAUGUAAUCAUUUGCCUCCUAAAAUCAAAAAGAGAAUUAUAAAAAUACAAGAUCAAGCACAGACAUUCUUUAUACUAUCGAAGUUAUAGAUUUAAGCACAUAAAUCGACAAUGUAUGCGCGUUAUGGCUACGCGCUUUUUGUAGGUACCGGGAAAGUAGCUAUAUGGCCCAUUUAGUGAUGGACCUGUUUAUGUUACACUUUCCCGAUUUGGUGUUAUUGCACCUAAAUAAUUGUGCAUACGAAAAAAAAUAAAGUUAGUGUAAAGCAUAA
Molecule: messenger RNA, 3841 nt
Organism: Leptidea sinapis
Lineage: Eukaryota; Metazoa; Arthropoda; Insecta; Lepidoptera; Pieridae
Gene: Zcchc7
Exons: 6
Coding region: 177-3659 (1160 amino acids)
Molecular function (GO): nucleic acid binding; zinc ion binding
Source: RefSeq, a predicted model, not a curated record